This is a messenger RNA of Caenorhabditis briggsae, 1404 nucleotides long. Bases 1 to 1404 code for a protein of 467 amino acids. The transcript has 4 exons. The record is from RefSeq and is a predicted model, not a curated record. Lineage: Eukaryota; Metazoa; Nematoda; Chromadorea; Rhabditida; Rhabditidae.
AUGAUUGUCUACGUCCUUCUGGCUAUCAUCGCCGCCAUCGUCUAUUUCUACUUGUUCCAAAAUGGUGCUCCUAAUGAAGUCAGGAGCUCUCCAAGGAGCACCAGAAGUACAAAAUCUCAACCGAGAACGUCUUUAAAGAAGGCACCUCAAGCCGUUAUCACUCAGCAACCUCCUGCUCCAGAGGUACAACCACCUGCCGAACCUUCUGCUCCUGUCCCGGUACCAGCACCUAAAAUCCAACAACCGGCUCCAGCUCCAGCCCCAGUCCCUGUUCCUAAACAACUUGCUCCUGCUCCUGUCCCGAUUCCAGUCCCAGAACAAGCUCCAGUUCCUGCCCCAUCUCCGGCUCCAGAGCCCGUUCCACAACCCAUUGAACAACCGGCUCCCGUCGAUCCAUUGAGUUCUCCAAUCCGCCCUCCAAUCGGUGGAAACUCUGUGAUGCUGGCUCCCAAGGACAAUUUCUCUGUUGGAAUUGGUGGAAAAUCUGAACGAUUGGCUCCAGACGUCGGACCAUCCCAAGAUUCUGCUCCUGUAGCUCUAGUCCCACCUGCUCCCGAACAAUCUGCUCCUGUUCCAACCCCUUCUGCUGCUCCAGUCGAUUCGCUUAUGCUGGCUCCAAAAACCAAUGAAGCUGCUCAAGCUCCACAACAAGGUGGACCAUCUUCUGCCUACUUGCCCGUUGCUUCUGCUGAUGAUAAAUCGAAGAAGUCAAAAAAGACAAAAAAGAAGAAUAAGAAGUCCAAGGAUAAGAAAAAAUCCGCCAACACUUCAACAAAGAAGAACAAGAAGAAGAAGAAGAAGAGCAAAGGAAAGAGCACAUCGUCUGCUCCUCAAUCCCCUGCUCAACCAGAAACUGGUGUACAAACUGCAAAUGAAAUGAAGAACGAUGCUCCAGAAUCGAACGUCAACACUGCCAUGUCGAUUCGUUCUCCUGCUCAGGAUGCUCCAGAAUCUGACGUCAAGACUGCUGCUGAAGCAAAGAAUGAUGACCCAGAAACUGGUGUGAAGACCGCAGCUGAGGAUAAAAAUGACGUUCCGGAAACUGGAGUUAAAACUGCUUCUGAAGCGCAGAAUGACGCUCCAGAAUCAGGAGUCAAGACAGCUACUGAGGAAAAGAAUGACAUUCCAGAAUCUGGGGUAAAGACUGCUGCUGAAGACAAAAACGACGCUCCAGAAUCUGGGGUCAAGACGGCUACUGAAGCAAGGAACGAUGCUCCAGAAUCUAGUGUUAAAACCGCUACUGAGAUUCCCGGGGAGGCGAAGAGCGAGUCGGAUUCAACUGAAGCCAGCGUUUCGACUGCUGCAAGCACUGUCUCCAAGCAAAGCCAAAAGAACAGAAAGAAGAAGAAGCGCAGCAAGUCGAAGAACAAGAAGUCUGGAGAGAAGGAGCAACCGUCCGCAUGA